AUGGAUAAUAACACGCAGAGAAACGCCGUUAUCGAGCCUUCCGUAGCGCCUUCAUCAUCAAAUUCGAUGCCCAAUGUUUUAUUUAGGGAAAUUCAUAAAAAUGCUUUUCUCAAAAGGCAUUUGUCGGAUAGGAGAACGGGAUUCCCUAGGAAAAGUGAACGCGUUUGGGUCGUUUUUUGCGUGCACGAUGACGUCGAACCAUUUUUAGAAAUAUAUUCCGAUCAAAAAGUAGCUUUAACUCACAAACCAGAAUGGUUUGCGUCGUUGUCAAGUGCCCUUCACGUUUCACCCACUAUAUGCGGACACGAAGAUGAAUUUGAAUUUGCUGUAACUCUUUCUUUUCAAGUGGUCAGACUGGCUGCACCUUCGUGGGAAUCCAUGAUGGAAUGGGUUGAAACCAUUAGGAAUAAAUUGAGAGAAUUGAAAGUGUUGUGUCCGAAAGAAAAUGUUUAUAGUAAAAUGCCUGAACAAAAACAACCCCUUCUUCCUACGAGAGAUCCAAAUUCGCCUUUACCACUACCACCCGAGGGUCCAUCAGCUUUACUUCCUGGAGUCGAACUUGUACAUGUGGAAUCGAGAAAUAAUUCGACAUCAUUCGAAAAUAAUGUCAAUGUUUCCAGACAUCAUCAAAGAGAAAUACAUUUGAGAGGAAAUGGAGUAAAUGAUAGGCAAGUAAAUAGGAAAAAGUCAAAUGAAAGAGAUAAAAGACUGGGAAUGGAAUUGAUGACAAGGGGGAGUGAAAAUCAAAGCAGUUCUUCUAGAAUUAAUAAUGAAACAACGUUUCAAGAUGGCGAUAGGGAAACGAAUGAAUCAAAUGAAGUUUUCCCAAAUGUUAGCGAAUUGCAAAGAAAUAAACCAAGAGUUAGAAGAGCAGUAUCGGUUCCUGAGCCGAAACCUUCAACAUCUCAAGUUGCAAUGGGAUCCAAUGUAACUGUAAUUGAAGUGUCAUCGAAUAAUGGAAAAGAAAAUCAUUGUUUUCCAGAUGGUGGGAACGCAGUUAUUUGCAAUACGGUGAAUACAAGCGAUGACGAAGAUACCGAUGAAGAAGAAGUGCAUUACGAACAUGUAUUUUUAGCAAGUGGUCCCAGUGGUGGGAAAUCAUCACAGCAGACUAAAUUUAAUUCGAAAUGUGUCGUCGUGGGAAAAAAUAAAAUGAGCAAACCACAUUCUACCAGCGUUAUUAUUAAUUCGAAUACUACCGCUCUGGUAAAUUCUAGUCCGAACGGUACCGAUCCCACGGCAGGUAGUUCGAAUAAGUCAGCAGUGAGUGCCGGGAGCUCAGAAGUUCAGGUGAACAACGUCACAUCAACGUGUAUCAAUCUCAAUGCGACCGAGUUAAAUAUUCCUCUUCCUCCUCCCCCUCACUCGACGAAAUUAGAAAAUAUGAGCGUUUCGGGUCUCAUUCCCAGAGUUCCUCCCAAAGUUUCGACCAAACAAGGAAUUUUUAAACCUUCAGUCAUUCCGAGUAAUGUAAUUUUAGAAUCUCAGUCGUGCUCAAUUCAAAAUGGUAAUUCAGAAUCGGUCAAUUGUGGUGAACAAAACGGCGGAACCAAAUUAACAAUCGUUGAAAAUGAAAAUAAUAAUAAUAAUAAUAAUAACAAUAACGUGUCUGGUCCUUCUUAUAGUCAAGUUAAAAAAAUACAGAAAGUGAAAGUUAAAUGCGAUGAAAUGAGGAAUCCAAUGGUAAAAACAAAUUCGCCGAUUUUAGAGAAAAAAAUUGUGAGCGAAAUUCAAAUCGUCGAAUCUGAUCCGCCAUCAUCAUCAAAUCAUAAUCAAUUUGCAGAAAUUCCAAGCAAAAAUCAAAUUUCCAUAUCUAAUUCAAAAGUUUCGAAUAAAAUUGAAAUAUCUAAAAAAUGCAGCGGAGGAUGUAGUGGUAGUGGUAGUGGUAGUAGCAGUAGCAGUAGCAGUAGCAGUAGUGGUAGUGGAAGUAAUAGUACCAGUAAAAAUUUAGGACUAGUCAACGUCACGGUGAGCCAAGACGUAGCUUCAAAUUCUAAAAGGAAUCCCUGUUGUUCAAACGGUGAUUACAAAAUAAAAAUUUCAAAUCCGUCAACCGCAUCCACAUCUCCCGGAAAUCCCCUGGACAAUUGUAAAAUUUUCUCGAACAAAGGGGAGCCGCAACAAAAUCACAACAAUAACACGGAAACGGAACCACUCAUGGCAUCCGUUCAACCCGCCGUCGGAAUGAUAAGCGUGGAAGAUAUUCCUCUUAUAGGGGGUCAUCAGAGACGACGGAGAAGGAGUUCAUCUUCGGAUGCGCCGCCUCCCAUAAAUCUACCACCCUCUCGAGUCACGGGCGGAGCCGACAGAAUUCGCAUAAACGUACCCCUAACGUCGAAUCAUUCGACGGUUCGGGAAGAAUGUCGCGGCGAAAACGAAAUAAGGUCGUCGUCGUCGUCGUCGUCGUCGAAUCACCCGAGAAAUUCAACCGAACCACUAAUGGUUCACGUCAACAUAGAGCCUCAGUCGUCUGCGAGAUUGACUCUGAGAGAACAACAAGUUUUGCAAUUGAAAAAAGAAAUGCUUCAUCCCGGAGGAGUCAGGUUGCAGUUGAGAAGAAAAGAUUGCACCGGUUCCAUAGCUUUGGUCGAUGCUUUAAACGGAGUCUGGUAA
Messenger RNA from Pediculus humanus corporis (human body louse), 2613 nucleotides. RefSeq lists its product as uncharacterized. The record is from RefSeq and is a predicted model, not a curated record. Bases 1 to 2613 code for a protein of 870 amino acids. The transcript is spliced from 2 exons. Lineage: Eukaryota; Metazoa; Arthropoda; Insecta; Psocodea; Pediculidae.